Molecule: messenger RNA, 1302 nt
Organism: Penicillium chermesinum
Lineage: Eukaryota; Fungi; Ascomycota; Eurotiomycetes; Eurotiales; Aspergillaceae
Gene: png1
Product: peptide-N4-(N-acetyl-beta-glucosaminyl)asparagine amidase
Exons: 2
Coding region: 1-1302 (433 amino acids)
Biological process (GO): protein deglycosylation; protein quality control for misfolded or incompletely synthesized proteins; glycoprotein catabolic process
Cellular component (GO): nucleus; cytosol
Molecular function (GO): peptide-N4-(N-acetyl-beta-glucosaminyl)asparagine amidase activity
Source: RefSeq, a predicted model, not a curated record
AUGGCGGAUGGCCGACACUCACACCGGGCGCGAUCGCAACCGGCCGCCAAUACCUACGAUGCCUCCACCUUGAGCCGGGAGUUCGAGCAGCUGAUGCGCAACAAACGAUUCAAUCAACUCCAGGAGGAUUCUCGAUUACGAGCCCGAUCACAGUCACCCGCCCCCGUCGGCUCACCUAUCCCGCCACCCUCGCGAGCACCACCACCACCUCCCGCCGUGGGCGCUUCGCCGCGGCCUUCACAACCCGAGCCUACUCCCACUCCAGCCCUCCGCGGUCUUCCCUUGAUGCCAACCCCCCCUCAGGACCCGGCCUCUAUGAAAUUCUUCAACCUACUGAAGGGGCUGUCUGUCACUCCUACCAAAUACGAAAACCCCGGUCUACUGGACGAGGCCCUCAUGACCAUUCCUCUCGAUCGGAUCUACUCUGAGGCCGAAGAGGAGAGCCUCAUCAUGCAGGGGCAAGCAGCCAGCAUGGGCAAGAAGCCAGAAUGGGGCUACCAGGAUUGUGUGAUCCGGGCAUUGCUAAGGUGGUUCAAGGGCUCUUUCUUCCAAUUCGUUCUUAACCCUCCAUGCUCCCGCUGCCACAUGCCAACCAUCGGGCAAGGCUUAACCCCUCCACUCCCAGAUGAAUCCGCCCGAGGUGCGACUCGAGUCGAGCUUUACCGAUGCUCCGAGCCUACCUGUGGCGCCGACGAGCGAUUUCCUCGUUACUCGGAUGUGUGGCAGUUGUUGCAGACUCGUCGUGGCCGUGUUGGUGAAUGGGCCAACUGUUUUAGUAUGUUGUGUCGCGCGGUCGGGGCCCGAGUCCGUUGGGUGUGGAACGCAGAGGACCACGUCUGGACCGAGGUCUACUCCGAGCACCAGCGACGCUGGGUGCAUGUGGACGCUUGUGAAGGUGCCUGGGACCAGCCUCGCCUCUAUACUGAAGGCUGGGGCCGGAAACUUUCAUAUUGUAUCGCAUUCUCUAUCGACGGUGCGACUGACGUCACCCGUCGCUAUGUUCGCAACUUCAGCAAGAACGGCAAACCUCGUACAAAGGCUUCCGAGGAAGUUUUGUUGUGGUCAAUCCAGGAGAUUCGCCGCAUGCGACGUGAAGGCAAGGACGACCAGCGUCGCCUAGCCAAGGAAGACGAGCGAGAGGAACGGGAGCUACGAUACUUCACGGCCUCUGCUCUCGCAGCAGAAAUUAACAAGCUACUUCCUCGUAGCCUCACGGCAGAUGAGCAGAAACACGCCGAUGCUCUUCGGGAGGCUCAGGCUAGUAUGGCUAAUGAGCAACCUCAUCAACCUGAUGGGCGGUAA